Molecule: messenger RNA, 4118 nt
Organism: Pogona vitticeps (central bearded dragon)
Lineage: Eukaryota; Metazoa; Chordata; Lepidosauria; Squamata; Agamidae
Gene: METTL15
Product: methyltransferase 15, mitochondrial 12S rRNA N4-cytidine
Biological process (GO): DNA recombination; rRNA base methylation; DNA integration
Molecular function (GO): DNA binding; rRNA (cytosine-N4-)-methyltransferase activity
Source: RefSeq, a predicted model, not a curated record
UUUCUUUUCUUUUCUUCUUACAUCCUUGCACUGACUAACACGGCUACUCCUUCGAAAAUUACAACAAUCCGGGAAGUAACUUUGUGCGUCGUUACUGAUGGCGCAUUGAACAGAUGCUCUACUCUUGCUUGCUCGUUUCACAGUUUACGAGCCAGCUAUAGCACUGGAGGCAGAAGCAAGGGAAAAAGAAGCGGCUUCCCGGGGAAACGUAGAGAUAAAGAACACAGGGGGAGAGAGGGAAGCGACGAGAUAGGGGAGCUAGUAGGCAGGGAAGAGACAAUCUUGGCAGACUACGCCUGUUUCAUUCGGUGUCAAUCCCGCUGAAUUGAUUUGACGCUAAUCCCGCAGUAAGUGUGGAUGCCUUCCGUUUGAGGCAGCAGGGCCUCACUGAGAUCGCCAACCUGCCUGUAGUGUUGCAUAAAUUGCGCAGUUAAGAGGUGGGGAAGCGGAGCGUCGGGCUCCCCUUCGCCGCCAACCUUUUUUUCCGAGAGGUCCCUGUUGCCUUCUGCGGAGGCGGACCAAAAAAGCCGAAACGGAAUAGAAAGCGCGACGCCUUGUUGCGGGGAGGAAGCCUAUUGGCGGCCCUCCUGGCUGUCACGGGAAGGCGGCGGGGCCGUGGCCUCCUCGAGCGCGACGAAAUCCUCUGCAGUAAUGUCUGCUUUCCAUUUCAGGCUGGUUAAUUUAUUGCUAUUAAGAAUUGUACCCUGUCCGUCAAUCAAGCUCAUCUAGAAGAUGCAACAGGUUCCAUACUUAUGCAAGAUGCACAAGUCAUUUCUUUUUCACAAUUUGAGUAAAUCUACCUCAAAAAGUUUAGGUAUGUGGGCCAGAAAAAUACACUCUUCAUUAGUAAGUAAAUGUAGAGAUGAAAAAAAAUCAUUACGCUUGAAUGACAGUGAAAAUGUAGACUACAGCGUACGCAAUGAAGACUGCCUACUACUACAUAUACCAGUUAUGGUCAAGGAAGUUGUUAAUUUUUUAUCACCACAGAAUGGACAGUGUUUUCUUGACAUGACAUUUGGAGCAGGAGGUCACACUACUGCACUUAUGGAAAAAGCAGCAGAUCUUAAAAUAUAUGCUCUUGACAGAGAUCCAACAGCUUAUGAAUUAGCACAGCAACUUUCUGCAGCUUAUCCGAAGAAAAUCCAACCACUGCUUGGAAAGUUUAGUCAAGCAGAAGCAUUGUUAACUUCAGCUGGAGUGCAGCCAAAUAGUCUUGAUGGCGUUCUUUUGGAUGCUGGUUGCUCUUCUAUGCAACUUGAUACUCCAGAAAGAGGUUUUUCCCUAAAAAGAGAUGGCCCUUUGGACAUGAGGAUGGAUGGUGACAGGUAUCCUGACAUGCCCACCGCUGCGGAUGUUGUGAAUGCUUUAGAUCAACAGGAGCUUGCGUCCAUCCUGAGAACAUACGGGGAGGAGAAGCACGCCAGGAAAAUAGCUAUAGCAAUUGUUCAGGCACGCAGUAUCUACCCCAUCACCAGAACCCAGCAGCUUGCCAGCAUUGUUGCAGGUGCCUUGUCCGACUCAUCUCUAUAUGCUCGAAAAGACUUACUUCAAAGACCGACACACAUUGCUACCAAAAGUUUCCAAGCCUUGCGCAUAUUUGUCAACAAUGAAUUGCAUGAACUAUAUGCUGGAUUGAAAACUGCUGAGAAGUUUCUAAAACCUGGAGGUCGCUUUGUAGCUCUUUCUUUCCAUUCAUUAGAAGAUCGCAUCAUCAAGCGAUUUCUUCGUGGAACAGAUAUGUCGGAAAAGUAUAACCUCAGUAAAAGACAGAAGAUCCGGCAAGGGAGAGAUAACUUUUCAGAACAAGAGGAGGAAAGCGAGAAUUCAAAAUGGACAUCUGUACUGAAGAAAGUGCUUACUCCCCAACCAAAGCAUAUUGAAAAUAACCCAAGAGGGAGAUCAGCAAAGCUAAGAGCAGCAAUCAAAUUGUAAAUGAUGUAUUUUCUAUCUGGAAAUGUCUUCAUAGUUCAUAGUUCUUCACCAUCAAAGAUGAAAAGUCGCGAAGAUGGUUGCAUGUGAAAAGACAGUCACAUCCCUUUGCUGUUUAGUCUUACACUUUAUUUCCAUUUAAACAGAACUGGUACAUAAGAGAGGACUGCAGGACUGCAUGAAAAAGCAAGCUUUUAAACUUGGAGGCACACAGCCCUUCCAUGGCCACACCCCCUAGUCCUUGGUCCCUGACAGGAGGAACAUUUGUCCAUACCCCCUCCUGAGCGUCACAACCCGGAGGCUUGGCAGAAAUUGCUUUGGGAGAUGGCUAAGAGCAGAGGCAGAGAUCAGGCUGAGUGUGGUAGCUGGAGAACCAGGCUUAAAGGCAGGAGGGCAGGGGACCAGGUGCUUGCCUGUUUUGUCUCCAGUACCUGGCGUCUCUCUAGCUUUCCAGGCACCUUGGAUUUUGUAGUAUUCCCCCCUCCCAUCUUACUCUGGCAGCUUCUUCAGACAUUGCUGCCAGCCCCCAUCAUGGUGGCUUGGCAUGGAUGACUUCUCCCUCAUGUGCAGUCCAGUCUUCCACAUAAUGUCAGUGAUCUGAGUCGUCUGGUCCACGUUUUAUCCCCAGCCCAACCAUCACCACCACUGUGCCUGAGAGGGUAUCACUGGUGUUCUCCAUGGCCUUGCCUCAGGUGUACCGCAUGGAGAAAGCAGGUCCACAGCACCCAAGAAGGUGAUAUACCCACUAUGCUAGCCAGCUAAGGCCAGAGCAGACUCACAAAAAUGAACAGGAUACUAAUGAAAUGCUUUCUUUUUUCUGUGUUAAACUAAUUGUCUUCUUCAAAAAGGAGAAUACUCAUUUAAUUUAGCACUAGUAGUAAACAUAAAAUAUGGCCUUUAUUUUUUUUUCUAGCAGGAAGGUUACUGUUUGUAUAAAAAAUAAUAGUUGUUGAGAUUUCUUGGCAUUAUACUCAGUGCGAGAAUUCUGUUGAUUUACACUGGAAUAAAUGCAAUAUGUCUAUUUCUUCCAAUUAAUAAGUUGUCACUCACAUUCCUAGUUGUGCAACAAGUGCAUAAGUGCCAUGUGACUAGGAACCCAAGUGAUAACUUGUUAAUUAGUGGCAAUUCCCCAUCGUGAUUUAUGAAACUAUACAAAUGCCAGUAUAAAUCUCCAAUGGAAUCCUGCACAAUAUACUUACAUACACAAUUUAAGUUGUGAAGCAUAUCACGUCUAAACAUUUGUGGAGCCAAUGCUGUAAGUAAGCAAUACCCCAAUCCAAAACUGACUAGAUUUAGUAAGACACAUGCUAAGAAGGCACUUCUAAGGUCAAGUAAGGAAAUCUCCCCAUGUGAGCUGAUCCAUAUCCCUCAGAAGCACAACCUUGAUUUUAGCCAGCUUCAGUCAGUUUUAUGGCCAAGUAGGGAUAGAGAUUCAUUGCUUCUGUGCCUUAGCUUAACACUCUGACCAUUAUAUUACAGUUUUUUUACUGUUUAAAAAAUAUACAUCUUUACCCAAGUUGCAUCAUAUGUACAUUAAAUAUUACAUUCAAGUAUAUUGCCUCAAAAUGUAUUUAAAAGAAUUGGUAGCUAGAAAAUAAGUGUUAAAUAAAUAUUUUUUUCUUGUGAACAUUAAAUAUGAAUAACUGUACUAUUUUUGGAUUACACUUCACAUUGCAGCUCAUUUCCAUUUUGAAAGCAAAUGUAUGAUUGUAACAAUUGGACUGAAGAGUAGUAGCAAAGGAUAUAUGAGGGCAUACGCUGCCAUAAAUUUUUCAAGGAAAGUUACUCAGAAGUGACGUGCAUAUAACAGCAUUGCUUUCCCUCUAAAUUUUUAGUGUUAUGUUUGAAACAAACCACAUGUUUCCUUUCCGAUUUGAUCUCAUCCAAAAUAAGAGAGAACUCUAAUAAUUUUUCCAAUAAUAAAUGUACAACAUCUGUUGUGUACAUAGUUUAAAUUUGUACAGUCUUGCAGCAAAUAUGAAUAAACAGAGAAUUUUAGAAUGAAGAAAAAUAAUCAGUGGGAAACCUCAAGGAUCAAUAUUGUGUCUUUUCCUACUUUUAAUCACCAUAAAUAAGCUGAUUUACUUGGACUUGGGUUCCUUUUGCUUAUUUGACUUGGAGAGUUUUCUAUUUUGUCCUGUUUUGCAACUACUACUUCAAAGAAAUAAACUCAAAUUGUCCAGAGGCGA